UGGCCUAUUCCCACCCCUAGUUGUGAUUGUCUUCACUUCUUGGGCUAUAGCCGCCGGAGAAAGGAAAAGAAAUUCCGAAGCUAUGUCGACUGCAUUGGGCACCAGAGUUCACUCUCUUCGAAACUCUUCGUUACUCCGAUUCCCCCUCAGUUUCAUCAGAACCCUAUCAUCUUCCACUCCUUCUCCUUCUUCUGAUGCCGCUUCCGCUACUGCUAAGAAAUCCAAGCGAAGAAAGAAGAAAAACUUUUUCGAGGUGGCUCAGUUCUUACCUAGCUGGGGAAUCGGAUACCACAUGGCCAAGACUCACUGGAAAGAAGUUUCUUACGAAAUCACUAAACUCAAUCUCUACAAGGAUGGGAAACAUGGCAAAGCUUGGGGCAUUGCUCAUAAAAAUGGUUUGCCUUUAGUAGAUGCUCCCAAAAAAAUUAGUGGAGUUCACAAGCGUUGCUGGAGGUACCUCCCAAAUGUAGUAAAAGCAUCAGAAACUUCACCAACCUUGACAAGUUCCACAGACAGUGACUUAAAAGUUGAAGCACAAGCAAGUUAAUGCUUUGUAGUGACUCAGGGUUUGGAUUUAUGUUUUCGACAUUAUGCCUUGUGUUUUAGAUUAGAUUUUCAACUGGCAUAGCUGUUUUUUUUACUAUGUUAACAUUUUGAGUCAAUCAGGAAAUAUACCUUACGCAUUCAAGUAAGGUUUAUGUGCUUCUUCUUUCUUUAAAUUUCUGAUUAAAUAACCUCUUGACAUGAAACUUGCUUUGGGAGAGUGAGCUGAAUGCAUUUAAUUCUUCUUUCUUGA
Messenger RNA from Vicia villosa (hairy vetch), 796 nucleotides. RefSeq lists its product as uncharacterized. Lineage: Eukaryota; Viridiplantae; Streptophyta; Magnoliopsida; Fabales; Fabaceae. Bases 83 to 547 code for a protein of 154 amino acids. Gene Ontology annotation, cellular component: mitochondrion. Gene Ontology annotation, molecular function: structural constituent of ribosome. The transcript is spliced from 3 exons. The record is from RefSeq and is a predicted model, not a curated record.